Molecule: messenger RNA, 1382 nt
Organism: Oppia nitens
Lineage: Eukaryota; Metazoa; Arthropoda; Arachnida; Sarcoptiformes; Oppiidae
Gene: Fdh
Product: alcohol dehydrogenase class-3-like
Exons: 7
Coding region: 183-1322 (379 amino acids)
Biological process (GO): formaldehyde catabolic process
Cellular component (GO): cytosol
Molecular function (GO): S-(hydroxymethyl)glutathione dehydrogenase [NAD(P)+] activity; zinc ion binding
Source: RefSeq, a predicted model, not a curated record
GUGCAAUAAUCCCUGAGCUGGUACUGAUGGGUGAGGAGUUAGCAAACAAUAGUAUUGUUGGAUAUAUUGCGAUAUACAGUACUAUACUAUCGCAAACAUUUUGUUGUUUAAACAUAAAAACAACAGAAAAUAAUUGUUUGAUUAAUUAAAAAUCCAAACAACAAUCACAACAACGAAAAAUUAUGGGAUUUGAAGAAACUACUGGAAAACCUAUUGAAUGUCGGGCAGCAGUGGCCUGGGAGGCGAAAAAGCCACUAACACUGGAGACAAUCACUGUCCAACCGCCAAAAUCGGGUGAAGUACGUAUCAAAAUUGUGGCCACCGGUGUCUGCCAUACCGAUGCCUAUACAUUGGACGGUCACGACCCUGAAGGCACCUUUCCGUGUGUGUUGGGCCACGAAGGCGGCGGUAUUGUUGAGAGCAUCGGCGACGGUGUGACAUCAGUCAAACCGGGCGAUCACGUUAUACCAUUGUAUAUACCCGAGUGCGGUGAAUGCAAGUUUUGUUUGAGUCCGAAAACCAAUGUUUGCAGCAAAAUCCGGUUGACUCAGGGCCGGGGUCUGAUGCCCGACGGUACUUCAAGAUUUACGUGCCGUGGCCAGACACUCUAUCAUUUUAUGGGUACAUCAACGUUCAGCGAAUAUACUGUUGUGGCCGAAAUAUCGGUAGCCAAAGUUACCGACGAUGCACCCCUSGAYAAGGUSUGUUUGCUUGGUUGCGGUAUUUCUACGGGUGUCGGCGCUGCCCUGAAUACGGCCAAUGUUGAACMGGGCAGCAACUGUGCCGUCUGGGGAUUGGGAACCGUCGGWCUGGCUGUUGCUCACGGYUGYCAACUGAGAGGCGCCAAACGUGUGAUCGGUGUCGACGUAAAUCCGGCCAAAUUUGAAWUGGCCAAACAGUUUGGUUGUACCGAAUUUGUCAAUCCCMGAGACCAUAGCCGACCGAUUCAGGAAGUACUGGUCGAAAUGACCGACGGCGGACUGGACUAUACGUUCGAGUGUAUYGGCAAUGUCCAGACCAUGAGAGCCGCACUGGAGUCCUGUCACAAGGGUUGGGGUGUUUCGGUUAUUAUCGGUGUGGCCGCUAGUGGUCAGGAAAUWAGCACCCGACCAUUUCAAUUGGUAACCGGCCGUACUUGGAAGGGAACGGCWUUCGGCGGCUGGAAAAGUCGUCAAAGUAUACCGAAACUGGUCGCCCAAUACAUGGACAAGAAGCUAAUGGUCGACGAGUUUGUCACUCAUACGAAACAGUUGKCUGAGAUUAACGAUGCCUUUCAACUGAUGCAUUCGGGAGAGUCGUUGCGGACAAUUGUCUACUAUUAAUGAUGAGACAACCGAUUAUAAAACCGAUUAUACAACCGAUUAUUAUUAUUAUUAUUACAA